Truncatella angustata is the source of this 1325-nucleotide messenger RNA. RefSeq lists its product as uncharacterized. The transcript has a single exon. The record is from RefSeq and is a predicted model, not a curated record. The coding region runs from base 130 to 1131 and encodes 333 amino acids. NCBI's taxonomy places the organism in Eukaryota, Fungi, Ascomycota, Sordariomycetes, Amphisphaeriales, Sporocadaceae.
CCGUAGUUUGCAAGGAAUUUGGUAACUGGGGAUCUUUUUAGUCUAGACUGGUAACUUACUUAACGCAUUUUGCUUUCCGUAAAUCAGAACGCUUCGGACUCUUCAUUCAUCGAUACCUGCGAUUGUAACAUGCGUUCCUGCUCGCUGUUUGUGUCUGCCCUUUUUCUAGGAGCAUCGCUCUUUACUUUUGUUUUUGGGGCGCCUGUUUCUCCCAUCAAUUCGCCAGUCCUUGUCCAGCUUGUACCGCAAACAAUCUCACUGGAGAACUUGGCGCUUCGUCGCAAUGGAGAUAUCUUAACUACGUCAACCGCAUCCUCCUCGCUCUUCCUCGUAUCUUUAAAUAGCAACUGGACAUAUCCCAUCGUUGUCCAUGAUUUUCCAACUAUCAAUAUUCUUCUAGGGAUAGCUGAGUUGGACGAAGAUGUCUUCUACGUCACCGGUGCUGUUUCCGCCAGUUCACCUAACCCUCUAAACGAGAUUUGGGAAGUAGAUAUGCGUCCUCUGCGCAUCUCUGCUAACGGAACCAUCCUGCAACCAGCUGCUGUCACCUUGGUUUCGAGCGACACUUCGGGAGGUCUGUACAAUGGAAUGACCCGCCUGGCUACCAACGAUACGAGUAACAUACUAUUGGCGGACACCUUUCUUGGGACAGUCACGCGCGUCAACGUUGCCACUGGCGAAUCCGCUGUUGUCAUCCAGGAUCCUCUCCUGACUGUUCAGAACGAAACGAAUCUGGCCAUCGCUGUAAAUGGGAUCCACACACGCUAUAAUAAGCUCUACUUUACCAACUUGAACCAGGGGGUUUUUGGCAGCGUGCCUAUCUCCUUGACAACUGGUGAGCAAACCGGUACAGCAGAAAUCAUCGCUUCAGGUCUCUUCGUGGUGGACGAUUUCGUGCUUAAGACAGACGGCACCAAGGCCUGGGUUGCUAUGAAUGGACCCUACGACUUGGUCGAAGUUGACAUUACGACAAAGACUAGUCGCGUGGCAGUGAACUCGAGCCUCUUGGGUGCUGAGUCUGCUGUUGCUUUCGGCCGUACUUGCCGAGAUUCGAAUUAUCUCUACAUCACAACAUCUCAACCCGCUGGAAACUCUACGAUUGGCAGUAUUGUCAAAGUCGCUUUGGCUUAGGGUGUUGACAUGGUUAUUGAUAUCGUUGGAACGCAAAGUUUCAUUUGCGGGACACCUUAAAAUCUUUUUCAUUGGCUCAUAAAUUUAGCUCUUAGAUUCUAUGUAUCUACCUUUUUCUGCCACCAGGUCUGACAGCUACUAUAUAAUAAAAUCGCUUUGAGAAAGACUUGGCGUUUCAAUUACACCCAAUGUUU